CCACAGCGAGCAGUAAAAUGUUGACGUGUAUUUUAGUUCAGUUGGUCCAGUUGUCAGAACCGGUGUUUCCAUUUUAGAGACAUUUUAUGACUUUACUGUAAGGUCCAGCUGUUUGUCACAAUGUCCGGGGAGAUUUCUAUGAUCGGUUCGGUGAUCCUGGCCCUGUUUCUGGCUGGGUAUCUGGGACAGCAGUACUUGCCUCCCCCCAAACCCAAAGUGAUCGGCCUGGACCUGGGCACCACCUUCUGCUCGGUGGGAGUCUUCCUCCCGGGCAGCGGGGAGGUGGAGGUGAUCGAAGAUGAACAGGGGAGGAAGAGCAUCCCUAGCGCGGUUUCCUUCACCAGCACUGCGGUGCUAGCCGGGUACGAAGCCAUGGAUGUGGCGGACAGCAACCCUCAGAACACCGUAUACGAUGCUAAGAGGUUCAUUGGGAAGAUAUUUGAGCCGGGUGUCCUGGAGCAGGAGAGCGCCAGGUACCCGUUCCAGGUGGUAAACAACAAUGGAAGUGCCGAGUUUGUAAUCUCCACCAACCGCACCUUCACCGUGAGCCCAGAGUUCAUCAGCUCCAGGCUGCUGAUGAGGUUAAAAAAGAUGGCUGAGCGACAGCUAGGCGUGCCCAUCCAGAAGGCCGUCAUCUCGGUGCCCGCAGAGUUCGACGAGCGACAGAGGAACUACACGGUCCGUGCCGCAAACCUUGCAGGUUUGGAGAUCUUGCGUGUGAUCAACGAGCCGACGGCUGCAGCCAUGGCCUACGGCCUGCACAAAGUGGACGUGUUCAAUGUGCUGGUGGUGGACCUGGGGGGAGGGACUCUGGAUGUGUCUCUGCUCAACAAACAGGGAGGCAUGUUUCUCACCAGGGCAAUGGCAGGUAAUAACCAGCUGGGAGGUCAGGACUUCAGCCAGAGGUUGUUGCAGUACACCAGUGAGCGAGUCCAGCAGCAGUUCGGCGUCGCCCCCGUCCUCAAGGAGGACACCCACCGUCUCCGACAGGCUGUGGAAGCCGCCAAGCUCAACCUCACCCUCCAUCCCAGCGCCUUAAUCUCCGUUCCCCUCCACCUUCACGCCUACAAUGGCUCUGGGUCCCCAGAGGGUCCCGCCCUUCCUCCGGUUCAAUUCCAGGUGGAGGUCAGUCGCGAGCUGUUUGAAGAGCUCAACCAGGACCUCUUCCUGAAGAUCCUGGUCCCGGUGAAGACGGUGCUGACCGAGGGCCACCUGCAGAAAGAGGACGUGGACGAGAUCGUUCUGGUGGGAGGGUCCACCAGGAUACCGCGCAUCAGGCAGCUGAUCAGCGAGUACUUUGGGAAGGAUCCCAACACGUCGGUGGACCCCGACCUGGCUGUGGUCACGGGCGUGGCCAUCCAGGCCGGCAUCAUGGGCGGCUCCUGGCCGCUGCAGGUGAGCGCCCUAGAAAUCCCCAACAGACACCUUCGCAAGACCAACUUCAACUGACCCUGAAUCAGGAGGAGGGAGGCUGCUGGUUCCUGUUCCCGUCCACCGCGACGCUCCCGGUGGUUGGAGAGAAAUGGCCGACACAAGAAGCAUCAUGUUUCUGGCUGCAAGCCUAACGUGUGGCUUCUUGAACUUUCUGUUUCCUCCCUGAGUGAGAAAUGUGUCACUUACAAACAAAAAUGUGUUGAAACACUUUUCCCGUGUAGGUGACUUUAAAACAUGCUUGCUUUUAUUGCACACUCAGCUUCAGCAGUAACAACCUGUUUAGAUGUGUUCACUGCUCUGUAGCAGGAAGUAUUCUGAUCAUCCAGGAAGCAGUUUAUUUAAACUUUGAAGACUAUCAGAACGUUUUUCAUCUAUUUAUUUAUUUAUUCUUGUUGCAUUUCUCUGAGUGUGUGUGUGUGUGUAUGUGUUUUCAAUGGACCUUUGCUCCUCCAUCUGCAAGCUGACACACUGCGUGUUGGUGCCUUUUCAGAAAGCUGCUAAUCUGUGUGAAAGCCUCGCUUCAUGUUGGCGCUUCUCAUACCGCUGGUUUACUGUGAAUCACUGGAACCUAAAAUAUGGCGGUACGCUCAGUUCAUUUUCAGUUUCUCUGCAGAGUGGACUACUUCCCUCAUAACUCAAGUGUUCCGAUGAGGUCCAGACUUUUCAGGUAACAGAAGAGAGAUCGUCCCAGAAUGCUCUCUGUUUUAGUGCCGUGGUUUAUUUGCGGCUAAGUAAAGUAGAGAAGACAUACUGGAUGCACUUUGACUCAUACCUGUUGGCUAACUCUUCUUCUUUUGUGCAAUAACUCGCUGUAAACACAUCAGCUUGGUGUUGGACUGUUUGCUUUGGCGGCUGAAGCUCAGUUCUGACAGUCCAACAGAGGGACCAAAGUGUUGUUCAUCAGUGCCUUGUUUGUAUAAUAUUGUUAAAUGUGUUUUGUUAAAUGCAGAAUGUUUAACAGACAUUUAUGUGAAGUUAUGUCUAAUCUCCACCUGUGUUUCAUACAUCUUUUUACAAACCAGAUUUGAGCUUUUCUGCCUGUGUAGGUUUCAGCCAUGACCUCAUAAAUCACCCAACAUUCCUUCUGUAAAACAUCACAGCGUUGUAUCUUUUGCCAAACUUAAUUUGUAAAAAGAAAAAAAAAAAGUAUAACCUGAAUUCAUGUUGAAUAAGCUUCUGUAUAGAAAUUGUAAAUUUCACACACGCCCUUAUAUACAGAACCUAAGAUCUAUUUUUGUACUGGACGUUUUCAGGAUCAAACCGAAGUUACUUGAUAAAGAAGGGAAACUGCUGUGAAUCGCUGUUUUUCCACAUUAAAAUGUCAUUCCUCAUCAAGUCUAAUGGCCUUUUCUCUAAAACCUCAACCAUAUUGUAACCCAUUCAACCCUUAUCACACUCUGGCUGCCCUUUGCUCUCCUUCCCGGCUCAGAGGUGAACAUUAAGUUAAGAUAAAUUUCAUUUAUCCAACUUUAAUCCUAGGAGUGUGAUGCAGUGUUACCAGUCUGCAUAGAUGCACUGAAAUGUUUGUCCAAUCAAAAUAUUUGUAUUUCUGGACUUUAUUUCCAAUCCAACUAUGCUUUUUCUUUCUAAAUUCUUAGAUUAAUUUCUUAUCAAAAUUUUUUUGUAUCCCCUUAUGGAAAGGUUGGAGGUUUUAUUCACAACAGAUGCAAAAUUGUGCAGCCUAUUUCUGCCUUAAAUAGAUACAGCCUAUAACUUUAUCAGGCCUCUGAGCGGAUGUGAACCACUCACUCAAACCAUGACAAUAAAGCCAAGGGUCAAUAAUAUAACUUAAUUUAAGUCAAGAUUUUCUUUACUUAGAACAUUUCAUGGAACUAGCAACAGUUGGAGAUUAUCUGUGGAACAAUCAGGAUGAAUGUUGUUAUUCUGUCGCAUCGCAGGAACCAAACUAAACCAUACAAUGAAAAAAAAGCAGACUGGUUUCCCAGAAUGUGCUGCCUGUUUAACAAUGUAAUAUCCCUUCAACCGGCUUCACUUUAUUUUCCAGUACAGUAUUUACACCAGACGUCACAUGCAAUAUGUUUCCCAACAUGAAAAUACCAAAGAAUGACAGCAAAUCAAAGGCCAGCCUGUUCAUCUUAUAAUGAUUAAAGUGUCACAUUGUUGAUAAGUUAUCCUUAUGAUUACACAUUCAUCAUAACACUGCACACAAGGUAAAAAAAAAAAAAAAAAAAAAAAUAUAUAUAUAUAUAUAUAUAUAUAUAUAUA
This is a messenger RNA of Gambusia affinis (western mosquitofish), 3660 nucleotides long. RefSeq names its product heat shock protein 70 family, member 13 (gene hspa13). Gene Ontology annotation, molecular function: ATP binding; ATP-dependent protein folding chaperone; ATP hydrolysis activity. Lineage: Eukaryota; Metazoa; Chordata; Actinopteri; Cyprinodontiformes; Poeciliidae. Gene Ontology annotation, cellular component: nucleus; cytosol; cytoplasm. The record is from RefSeq and is a predicted model, not a curated record. Gene Ontology annotation, biological process: protein refolding; vesicle-mediated transport; cellular response to unfolded protein. The transcript is spliced from 5 exons. The coding region runs from base 121 to 1449 and encodes 442 amino acids.